Portunus trituberculatus (swimming crab) is the source of this 855-nucleotide messenger RNA. RefSeq names its product integumentary mucin C.1-like. The transcript has 4 exons. The record is from RefSeq and is a predicted model, not a curated record. The annotation marks the transcript as partial. NCBI's taxonomy places the organism in Eukaryota, Metazoa, Arthropoda, Malacostraca, Decapoda, Portunidae.
UUGAGUCAACAAAUUGGCCAGCGUCGGGAAGGACGGCAGCCAAUAUAUUAGGCAGGACACCGUGCACCACAGUCAGGUCCCGCUCAGUGGUCGCAGCAACACCAGCCAACGAUGAUGCUGAUGAAGGCAACAGUGCUGGCGGUGGUGCUGGCAGCGGUGAGUGUGGAGGGUUUGGAUAUACUCCCUUGUGGCAUUGCUACAAUGAAUCCUGGAGAGAGGGUGGUCAUCCAGUCUCCAAACUAUCCUCAAAACUAUGACGACAGUGACAGGUGCCAGUACGAGAUCACAUGUAAUGAAGAGAGCUCGACCUACCUGGAAUUCAUCUGUCCUGUGUUCGAGCUCGAGGAUUCAUCUAACUGUGAUAACGAUCGUCUGAUUGUUAAGUACAGAGACGAAGAUGCAACCAGAAACUGUGGCACGAAUUCUCCAGACGGGACCCUGACGACAACAGGCUGGACGCGCAUCACCUUUGCCACUAACUCUGCCACCAACGCCAAGGGUUACCGCUGCUACAUCUGGUGCCGAGAAAACCCUACUACCACUACCGCUGAACCAACUACUACUACUACUACUGAGGCAACAACCACUACCACUGAGGCAACUACUACUACCACUGAGCCAACUACCACCACCACUGAAGCAACUACCACUACUACUGAGGCAACCACUACUACCACUAAGCCAACUACCACUACUACUGAGGCAACAACCACCACAACUGAGGCAACUACUACUACCACUGAACCAACUACCACUACCACUGAGGCAACCACUACUACCACUGAGCCAACUACCACUACUACUGAGCCAACUACCACUACUACUGAGCCAACUACCACUACUACUGAGCCAACU